AUGCAGUGGUAUACGAUAUUCUCACUAGCUGUUCUUCCAUGCUGUUUGUUAGCAGCUAGUUCUUUAACAGUUGUAAUCGACCUUAAUGAGAAGUUCUUGGAUGUUAGUAAUGAAGGAUUUUGGAUUGUAAAGUUCUAUGCUCCGUGGUGUGCUCAUUGCAAGCGACUUCUCCCAGUCUGGGAACAUCUUGGGCAUGCUGUCAACGACAAGAAUUUACCUGUGAGAGUGGCCAAGAUGGAUUGCACAAGGUUCACGAGUGCAUGCAAUAGUCUUUCCAUAUCAGGAUAUCCAACGAUUUUGUUUUUCCGCCACAGCGGGCGCAGGAUAGAAUAUUAUGGAGAACGUAGCAAAGAGGCUCUGUUUAACUUUGUCGUCAAAAGUUCAGCGCCAGUUAUAGAGAAAAUCAGUGCUGCGAGAAUCAAUGAUAUAAAGACGAAGACUCUGCGGAACGACCACAUUCUCUCGUCAUUCGGAAGGGGAGGAAAAGAUAGAGCAUUCACAGCCGAGUUUCGAAAAGAUUGCUGA
Cooperia oncophora is the source of this 525-nucleotide messenger RNA. The record is from the annotation of a GenBank genome assembly. NCBI's taxonomy places the organism in Eukaryota, Metazoa, Nematoda, Chromadorea, Rhabditida, Trichostrongylidae.